AUGCCUUCCAAGAUGAAAGCCAUGAAGGAUCUGCUCAUUUGUGCUGGCAAAUUUACAUAUAGCAUUUUGGAUGCUUUACUUUCCUUCAUAGUUCCAAGGCCAAAGAAAAAUGUUGCUGGUGAAAUAGUCCUUAUAACAGGAUCUGGAAGUGGAAUUGGACGAUUAUUAGCCUUAAGAUUUGCCCAUCUGGGAGCUAUCCUUGUUCUCUGGGAUAUCAAUCCAGAGGGCAACCAGGAAACUUGUGAAUUGGCCAAAAAAGCUGGUGCAUCAGGAGUGUAUACCUAUACCUGUAACUGCAGUGAAAAGCAAGAUAUCUACCGAGUGGCAGAUCAGGUUAAAAAAGAAGUUGGUGAUGUCACCAUCCUCAUUAAUAAUGCUGGAGUUGUAACAGGAAAACCGUUCCUUGAGAUUCCAGAUGAAUGUGUGGAAAAGUCAUUUGAUGUGAACAUCAAAGCACAUAUCUGGACUUACAAAGCCUUCCUUCCUGCUAUGAUUGCUAAUAACCAUGGACACUUGGUUUGCAUUGCAAGUUCAGCUGGAUUACUUGGUAUAAGUAAGCUAUCGGAUUAUUGUGCGAGUAAAUUUGCAGCCUUUGGAUUUGCCGAGUCCUUGUUUAUAGAACUAUUUGCCCAAGGACAUACUGGGAUUAAAACAACUAUUGUUUGUCCAUUUUUCAUAAAAACUGGGAUGUUUGAAGGUUGUACUACUGCAAAUCCUCUCCUGUUGCCAAUUCUAGAGCCAGAUUAUGUAGUCAAUAAGAUAAUGAAUGCGAUUCUGGAAGAACAAGUUUACCUGUUUUUGCCACGAUUUAUAUACUUUGUAUUAUUUUUAAAAAGCUUUUUGCCGGCCAAGACAGGAUUGAUUAUAUGUGAAUACAUGAAAAUCUUGGAUGUAAUGAAUUGCUUCAAAGGAAGAGUAAAGAAGGACUGAAAACCAAACUCUAAGGAAGAUGUCACUUAAAAAUCCAAUUCCAGCAUUGCCAAAUAUUUGUUAUUUUAGUGAAGAAAUAACUAAUGC
Messenger RNA from Trichosurus vulpecula (common brushtail), 1017 nucleotides. Its product is annotated as epidermal retinol dehydrogenase 2-like. Gene Ontology annotation, cellular component: lipid droplet. The record is from RefSeq and is a predicted model, not a curated record. Gene Ontology annotation, biological process: retinal metabolic process; retinol metabolic process. Bases 1 to 930 code for a protein of 309 amino acids. Gene Ontology annotation, molecular function: all-trans-retinol dehydrogenase (NAD+) activity. The transcript has 6 exons. NCBI's taxonomy places the organism in Eukaryota, Metazoa, Chordata, Mammalia, Diprotodontia, Phalangeridae.